UGCAUAGAUGCAGUUAGUAAUAAUGUCUUAUAACAUCUUACUGAGCAGCAUAAAGAGGAUGGCGCUUUACAACUGACACCUGAGAUUCCUGAUACACACUUACACAGACAAAGGAUAGGACUCACGGUCUCGUCCUGUACAAAUGCAGCUGCUGUCAUUUUGCGACGGCUGUUUUGUACACUGUAAUGGAUUAUAAAAUAACAAACAAACUGGACUCUCCAUCGACCCUACAAUGGCUAGCCAAGGUACUAAACGAAAACGAGCUCAUGACUCAUCUGACUCGAGUAUAGAGACUCCAUUGACAACAGGUAUUAAAAGAAAACGAAAUCAUGAAUCAUCUGACUCGAGUAUAGAGACACCACUGACAACAGAUAUGAUCAUAGAGAAUGCAAAGCAAAUUCUGCAAAGAGUCAGUGACACAGAUCAAAUCGAUAAAGGCAACAGGAAGAAGGCAACCAUAGGGAUUUUUGGAAAAUCAGGAGAAGGAAAGAGCUCCCUUUUAAGUGCAAUCUUGGGGAAACAGUAUCUCUUACCGUCUGGAUGUUUUGGUGCCUGUACUGCUGUUAUUACUCAGGUGGAAGCCAAUCUGACUGACUCCAACUACACAGCAGAGAUCAAAUUGAUCUCUAAAGAGGAGUGGGAGAAAGAGCUCAAAGAUCUUUUCAGAUAUCUAAAAGAUGACGGUGAGGACAGGAAUGAGGACUUGUUUGAAACUGCUGUAGAAAAGAUCACUGCGCUGUAUGGAGAUAAUGCAGACCAGAAAACAUUAGAGGAGCUCCAGAAUGAGGAAAAAUUUGCAGAGAUUGAAACCUUUUUGUCUAUCAGUACGAAAAUAAUCUCAAACAGUGAUCUCUCUGACUUUACCACUGAAGUUGCACAGUUCAUACAACACAGUGAGUCAAGUUCUGGUGACUGGUACUGGCCGCUUGUGAAGAGUGUGAUGAUCAAGAUACCAGACUGUAAUGAACUCCUGGAACACAUUGUACUUCUUGAUCUUCCUGGGACUGGAGACUGCAAUAAGACUAGACAAGACCUGUGGAAAUCUAAACUGUCAGAGUGCUCUUCUGUGUGGAUUGUAAGCGCUAUCAAUCGAGCAAUCACUGACAGAGACCCCUGGGGGAUAUUAAAGCACUGCAUUGAAGAACUGGGACCAGGAGGAAAAUGCAAAAGCAUCAACUUUAUCUGUACAAAGAGUGAUGAUAUCAGUCCAGGAACGUAUAUAAGAUCUGCACGGCUUUCAAGAGACCAAAUCCCAGAUGACAAGGAUCAGAAAAAAACAUGCAUACUUCAUAGAAAUGAACAUGCCAAGACAAGGGUGAAAGAAAAGUUUGAAAAUUCUGAAAUCAAGAAACUAUUCAACACUGACAAUCAGUUUCAAGUUUUUACUGUGAGUUCUAAUGCAUUCUUUGACCACAAUUUAAAUCUGGAAUCAAGUGAAACAGAAAUCCCAAAGCUGCAGGAUGAUCUGAGGAAUCUUAACAAGAGCAUUAACAGAGAACUGACCAGAGAUUAUGUCAAUAAAGUAAAGGGAGAUUUGCUCUUAAUCCAAAGUGGCCAGAUGGAAAAAGACAAGAAAACGAUUGAAAUGAAAGUCAACGAAUUUGAGAAGAACUUAACGAAGGCACUAAAGGAACUAGACAAAUAUUUUGACAGCAUUUAUGAUGAUCUGGAGCAGCAUCUCUCAAAAGGAGUGGAUGAGUCAGUGAACUUGUGUGUUGAUUCUACAAAGAACCUGAUACAGAAUAAAAAUGGAAGGGGGUUCCAUAAAAUCCUUGGAGCACUGUGCAAGAACUACGGAUACUAUUGGUCAAAAAAUCGGGAUGAAGUUCUAGACUUGAACAAGACAUUGGCUGAAAAUGUGCAUAAACACAUUAUUGAUGAUUUCUGUCAGAUUUUUCCUGUGACUGGAAAAACAGGGAAAUCAGUGAAGGAACAGAUUGAUAAAUUCAGUAUCAUCCAGAGUGACUCUGCUUACCCCAGCUCAGACAUACUUCACUACAUUCAGAACUUCAUCAAAAUCGAGGAAACCAAACUGAAGACAGCGAUCAACAGAGAUAUUGUUGAUAUGAAGAAGGAAAUCUACAGAUCAAUAGAAAUAACGAUUGUAAAAGAAAUGGCUUCUUGCUAUCAGCAAGCUGCAGCUGUAAAAGGAACAGGAUCCUUGAAGAAAAUGCAAGACCUGUUAAUAACCACAGUUGAUAAGAAAAAACAAGACAUGUUCAACAAAGUAAAAAUGGAAGUGCUAGAAAGGUUGAAUAACUUAAAGCUGGACAUAAAGAGAGUUCUUAAAAAUGAACUACAGGAAGCAAUAAAACGCUCACAAUCACAAACCAGCGAAAGGACACGGAAGGAUUUCUCCAGAGAAAUUGAAGAGCUUGAGAGACUUCUACAGCAACUGUCUGACUGAUGCUCAUCAAGUAUAGAAACUUCUCAGGUUAUGCAUGUAACCACGAUUCCCCCAAGAGGGAAUGAGACGCUGUGUCUCCUAGAGAACACAUUAGGGAAUGCUGCAAGCAUGACCAGUGUCUGAAGAAUGUUUGAAACAACAUCAAUCCUAUUGGUCAAUGUGACUUGUGAUGUGCUGAAUAUGUCACCAAAUUAUUUGUCUGAAGGUGAUGUAAACAGGCAGGCCAUAGGCAUGGAAAGGGCAUGUAGCGUGAAGUUCCCUAGAAGGGGAACAUCUCGGGUUAUGCAUCUAACUAUAGUUCUCAGAGAGGGAAUGAGAUGCUGCAUUCCCUUUCCAUGCUUUCAGCCUCCCUGUUUACGAGAGGAACCCAAACUAGUUAUAGAAGCCGGGAUAGAUCAUUGCUGCAAACAGACCGCUAUAUUCCAGAGCAUAGUAAGUUUGAACUGGAGCAUAACCAUCCACAGACAGCUACACUCUGAGCAGGGGCUGUUCACUUAAAGUCUUG
This is a messenger RNA of Labeo rohita (rohu), 2912 nucleotides long. Its product is annotated as nuclear GTPase SLIP-GC-like. Gene Ontology annotation, molecular function: GTPase activity. Bases 233 to 2407 code for a protein of 724 amino acids. The record is from RefSeq and is a predicted model, not a curated record. The transcript is spliced from 20 exons. NCBI's taxonomy places the organism in Eukaryota, Metazoa, Chordata, Actinopteri, Cypriniformes, Cyprinidae.